AUGACGAUGCGUCCAGAUGAUCACAGAAGAAAAUGGGACCGGGAAGAGUACGAAAAACUAGCAGAAGACCGUAAAAAAGCCGAGCAAGAUUUUAAAGAUGACGCUGAAAACAAGAAGAAAGGUCCACCAGUUAAACGGGAAUUGCUCAAAACUCGCGAGUAUAAAGUCGACUUGGAUUCGAAACUUGGCAAAAGUAUUGUUAUAAAUAAAAGCACUCCAACAUCUCAAUCUGGAGGGUAUUAUUGUAACGUUUGUGAUUGCGUUGUUAAAGACUCGAUCAAUUUCUUGGAUCAUAUCAAUGGAAAAAAGCAUCAGAGAAACUUGGGAAUGUCCAUGAAAGUUGAGCGAAGCUCUUUGGACUCAGUAAAACAACGUUUUGAAUUGAAUAAGAGAAAAAUGGAGGAAAAAAAGAAGGAUUAUGAUUUGCAAACGAGACUAAAUGAAAUUGCCGAGGAAGAAGAGAAACUUAAAGAGUAUAGGCGAGAGAAAAGGAAGGAGAAGAGGAAGCAUGAAGAAACCAAGGAUGAGGAACAAGAAAUGCCUAGCGAAUUAGCUAGUAUGAUGGGAUUUUCAGGUUUCGGAGGAUCCAAAAAGGGAAAAAAUUAA
Molecule: messenger RNA, 606 nt
Organism: Ceutorhynchus assimilis (cabbage seed weevil)
Lineage: Eukaryota; Metazoa; Arthropoda; Insecta; Coleoptera; Curculionidae
Source: the annotation of a GenBank genome assembly